AUGGAUUCUUCAGAUAUAGUUGAUAUCGGUUUAGCUGACCUUUCUUGGGCCAAAUUUUUAAAGUCUCGAGCUUUAUACAGUAUUACAAGCUCGAAUGUCACACAUCGCUUGGAGUUUUUGAAUCACUCACUAUUGCCCCGAAUAAAAGCUGGCGAUCUCACUGAAAAUUUACUUGGAAGUCUCCUUCACCUUAUUUUCUUAACUUAUUCUAGAUAUAAUGAUAGGCCUUCGCGUCUUGCUAUAUUAAAUAUUUUGAAAGAGCUCAAUAACUGGAAUUCUGAGCUUUUUUUAAAUGCAUUUGUUCCAAUGGUCACCAAAGAAGCUGAUAAAUUAAAUCAAAAGAGUCCCGACUGCACCACGUACACGACAUCAUCCGCUAUUCGAUUUGUUCUUCUUACAUGGGUCAAUACACUAAUUAACUUUGUUUUAUCGGCCACCACCAACGCUGAAUCAUCACCACAUUGGAAGGGUUUAGUAGAUUCGCAAGCAAUACUUUUACAUUCAUUAACUUAUGAAAAUGAAAAAAGAAAAAGCAUGGCUAAUAGUGCAUUGGCUGAUGUUAGACGUUGUAUUCGCAAGAAUGUAUCAAAUAUUCCCUCAUAUCUAAAAUAUCUUACUUCCAGUGUGAGAUGCAGUGAUGCCGUCUUACUUGGGACAGUCGUUGAUUGUUCAUUGCGACACAAAAAGGAAAACGGCAAAGCAUUUGUAGAAAAUGCAAAGGAUGAUAUUAUACAAUUUUAUAUAACAAGCAUCGCAUCUUCUAAAACUGCUGUGUCGCAAACAUCGAAGAAUGCACUGCAUGAUUUUAUGAAAUUUAUAAUUACAGAAGAAGACUUUCAAACAAAGUUAAUUCCAGUUUUCGAGAAACUUCUUCUAAGAGCUCCUGAAAUCGUAUUGAGCGUGCUAGCCUGCCUAGUUAAAUCUUUUUCUUUUGAUUUAUCAAAUUUCUUAAAGAAAAAUUUUCUUCAACCUUUACUGGCACAUAUUCGAUCCUCCAAUAAAGUGAUCCAAACAGAUGCAACAAUAUUGCUAAAGAUACUCGUUGAAAAAAGUUCUAAUGAAGACAUUCUAGUAGACGUUGUUAAAGAUAUUAUUCAAGCAUUGAGUGGAGGGACUGUAAAAGUUUCCAACCCGGAACAUCGCAUCAUAUUAUUCCAAGUUUUAAGUCAAAUAUAUCGAACGCCUAAAGUAUCCAAAUCUGUUGUUGAAGGACUAUUACCAAUUAUUUUAAAAGAAAGCAACGAAAAUUCUUUGGCUAAGGUUAUUGAUGCUUUAGGCUUACAUUUUAAACCAUUAUUAAAUAUGGAAGACGAAACUCUCGUGAAAAAAGUUACAAAGUCCAUUGUGGAAGGAUUGGCUAGUGCUAAAACUGGCGAGAGAAAAGCAUGGGCUAUUGUAAUUGGGCGACUUGCAUGGGAAGAGGCAGGACAUCCAUCGGUUUCACUUCGUAACGUAAUUCUUAAGUCUCUUGCGCCUCUUAUGUCGACGACGGAAAAGAUUCAAGCCAAUGCUCUUAAUUUUACUGGUGGUCCAAUUGAAGGCUAUAUAUUAGUUUCAAUUAUUGAAGGUAGAUCAAAAAAUUGGAAUGAUGAUGAGAUCAAUGCAUUGAUCCGCACAAAGAAGUUCAAACAAAAUAUUUUGGCCACUUCACCCAAACUUACAUUCUUGCUUUGGGAUAAGGUGUACUCCAAACUUACUACUGUUGAUGAAAGUUGUUGGUUUAUUCGAUCUCUUGAAAGCAUAAUCCUUAAUGAUGAUGAGGCUUCAUUGCAAAAAACGGAUAUCAAAGUGUAUAUAGCUACUACCUUUAUUUAUAUGAUUUCGACGUCUCACCAAGCUUCUCGCGAUGCGUAUAAUGCUCUUAAGACUUGCCUCCAAUUAAAUCCAGAUUAUGUAGGUGAAAUGAUUCGAGAAGGAUUAACUAACUGGGUACUUCAACUUGAAAAGAAUGUCAAAGAUUCUACAGCAUUAUUAGCUUCGGCAAUUGCACAUUCAGAUCCUACUGUUAAUGCAUAUAGGCUCUCAAAAGUGCUCACUGCCAUCACCACAUUUUCCGAAAAGGCUGAUAGAUCAAAUGUAGAAAAAUCGCUUGUUGAGCUAAUAAUUUUAUCUCAUCAUUCCGCAAUUGUGUCACCCACCGAUAAGUACAAUUGGAUCACUUUAGUACAAAGAGCAAAGCUUGACCCUGGAAAGUUGGUUGAAAAGCAUUCUGGACGUAUUUUACAACUAAUACAAUCAGCAAUUGAUACUAAUAAUGCAUCGAAAAAUUUUUAUCAAGCCGCCUUGUCUGCGAUAUCAACUGUAACUUUCAUUUCUCCUGAAAAACUCGUACCAAUGCUUAUUAUUCAGUGUCGUAAAUAUUUGGAUCCUUGCUUGUUUGAAAAAAUGAGCGAUCAAGAUAUAGGAAUAUGGAAAACUGCAGAAGGGACUUUAUUUGUCGACGUACUCAAAAAUAAGAAGCAAGUUGUAGAGAAUCGUAAUAAAAAAGAUUAUCAUACUGAAAAGUGGGAACGUGAAGUACGUGAAAAGAUAGCACAAAAGAAAGGCACGUCAACCCCCAAAUUAACGAAGGAAGAACAAGCUGCAGUAAGUGCUCAAUUAGCAAAAGAAUCCGAGACGCGUAAAACUGUCGAGAAUGCUCGUCAAAAAUUGAUAAUGGGUCUUGAUAUUGUGGAUGCGAUGGUGAAAGGAAAUUCAGAGGCUACUGAACAAUAUAUUGUAGAGUUAAUGGAAUUAUUGCAUCAAGUUUUAAAGAAAUGUGGUCCUUUGGUCGACGAAAAGGCGGUUAAUACCUAUUUAAACAUCAAUCUUUGUACAUAUGAAAAGAUUGAAAGUAUUCGCAACUCCAUUGGAUUAGCAACUCUCCGUAUUAUGCAAGUCCAAGAAAUCCCGGAAAAAUGGUUUCAAGAACCAUUGGACCACCUUAUUUCACGCGUACUAUUUCGUCUUCGUAUCAUAACAGAACGAUCGCUAAUGCCACCUCCGUCGUUUGCUUAUUGCUUUCCAUUGAUUCAUCAAGUUAUUAUUAAAGGCGGGAUUUGUUUACAUAAAGAAGAAACGAAAGCUUCAGAAAUGUCAAUUGAACAAAUUGCAUUAGGAUUAGAUAUAAUUUCUUUUCACACAGGGAUUGGAGCUUCCCCGUUACUUCCUCGGUCUGAAAUGAUUCAUACCCUUUUACAUAUAAUUAAAGAAUAUCCAAAGUUAACAAAAGUUGCAAGGACCGCAAUGAUUAAUUUAUGCGAGUCUAUUGGUGAUACAGCAGAACAAAAGGAAAUAAACGUUCUACUCACCGGAAUACUUUCUCCAGAAGCAUUUGUUCGCCAUGCUUGUUUACAAGCAUUAGAGUAUUUGGAUCUUACAGAUAUCGAUUUUUCAUGUGAAUUAUGGAUAGCUUGUCAUGAUGAGGAUGAAAAUAACGCAAAAUUGGCAUUAGCCUUAUGGGAAUCCAAUGGAAUGGACGUUGAGCCUAGUUACAAUGUCGAAUUGUUGUCUUAUGUGAUUCGUGAAGAAAAGCAUGUCAGAGAAUGUGCUGCCAAAUCAAUUGGUAGUGCAUCAAAAUACUUCCCUGAUUCGGUUUCAGACACGUUGUCACUAAUUUACGAACAAUAUAAAGAAAAGUCAAAGCCGAUCUUGCCUGAGUAUGACGAAUAUGGUAUUUUAAUACCUGAUUCGCUAAAUAAAAAAGACCCAUGGGAAGCUCGUGUAGGAUUAGCGCUUUCUCUUGGGACACUAGCACAAAAUUUAAAAUCAACGGACUUGAAACCUUUAUUUGAAUUCUUAAUAAAUGAUGAGGCUGUGGGAGAUAUUCAUGCACAAGUGCGGCAAAAAUUAUUGGAGGCAGGUUUGGCAGUUAUCGACGCUCACGGUAGUAAGAACGUUGCUUUAUUGAUGUCUGUGUUUGAAAACUAUUUGGAUAAACCUGCCGAGCCGACAGAAACCCAUGACCGUAUUCGUGAAUCUGUUGUUAUUUGGUUUGGCGCUCUGGCAAAACAUUUAGAUCCCACAGACUCAAGAAUCCCUGUGAUUAUUGAUAGGCUUAUUGAGGCACUAAAAACUCCUUCCGAAGCUGUUCAAGUAGCGGUUGGAGAUUGUAUACCACCUUUAAUCAAGUUUAUGAAAGCUAAAGCACCUGAUUUGAUUUCUGGUCUGCUUAAUCGGUUAUACCAUUCUGAAAAGUAUGCGGAAAGAAGAGGUGCUGCAUAUGGUUUAGCUGGUGUCGUGAAAGGCACUGGUAUUUCAUCUUUAAAAGACUGUAAUAUAAUAACUGUAUUGAAACAAGGUGUAGAUAAUAAAAAAGACUAUAAAUUUCGACAAGGUGCACUCUUUGCUUUCGAAACAUUAUCGCAAAGCCUGGUUCGCCUUUUUGAACCUUAUGUUAUACAAAUUUUACCACUGUUGUUAGUAUGUUUUGGUGAUUCUCAUCCUGAUGUUAGAGAAGCCACAUCAGAUACAGCUAGAGCUAUCAUGAGCAAAAUAAGUGGACAUUGUAUCAAACUUAUUUUACCAACGUUAUUAGCAGGUUUGGAUGAUCGUCAAUGGAGAACAAAGAAGGGAUCAAUCGAAUUACUGGGAUCAAUGGCAUUCUGUGCGCCUAAACAACUAUCAAUUUCUCUUCCUACUAUAGUUCCUCGAUUAACAAAUGUACUCUCAGAUUCACAUAAGGAAGUCCAAUCAGCCGCAAAUGAAGCUUUAUUACACUUUGGAGAGGUUAUUAGUAAUCCUGAAAUUCAAGCCCUCGUACCGAUUCUACUUCGUGGAUUAAGCGAUCCUGAUAAAAACACUAAUGCUGCAUUGAACUCAUUAUUAGAAACUGCUUUUGUUCAUUAUAUUGAUGCACCGUCAUUGGCAUUGGUAAUGCCAAUUCUUGAGCGAGGAUUAAAAGAGCGUAGCACUGAGGUUAAAAAGAAGUCUUCGCAAAUAGUUGGCAAUAUGUCAUCUCUAACUGAUGUUAAAGACCUUGUUCCUUAUUUACCACGACUUUUACCAAGUCUUAAGGAAGUAUUAGUAGACCCUGUACCUGAGGCUCGUGCUACAGCUGCUAAAUCAUUAGGUACUAUGGUAGAAAAGCUUGGGGAAGAUAAGUUUCCAAAUCUUGUAAAUGAGUUAGUUCAUACUCUUAAAUCAGAUACUAGUGGUGUUGACCGACAAGGCGCUGCACAAGGACUUAGUGAAGUAUUAGCAGGAUUGGGUAUAAGCCGCCUCGAGGGACUUUUAUCUGAAAUUGUAAUUAAUGCUACUAGUCCAAAAUCAUAUGUGCGUGAAGGAUUUAUUUCCUUACUUAUUUAUCUUCCAGCAACAUUUGGUAUAAGGUUUCAACCUUACCUUGGUCGUAUUAUUCCUCCAAUUUUAUCUGGUUUAGCUGAUGAAUCAGAAUAUGUACGAGAUGCCUCACUUAGAGCAGGUCAAAUGAUAAUUGUAAACUAUGCGACUAAAGCUGUAGACCUUUUACUUCCUGAAUUAGAAAGAGGGUUGUUUGAUGAUAAUUGGAGAAUUAGACAAAGUUCUGUGCAACUCAUGGGAGAUUUAUUGUAUCGCAUUACCGGUAUUAGUGGUAAAUCAACUGUUGAAGGAGAGGAAGAGGAAGAAACUGGUGUGACUGAAUCCAGUCGCAAAGUUUUAUUACAGGCUCUUGGAAAGGAAAGACGUGAUCGAGUUUUGGCUGCUUUAUAUGUUGUUCGACAAGAUGUAUCUGGUCUCGUUAGACAGUCAUCUUUGCAUGUUUGGAAAUCUAUCGUUUCAAAUACACCUCGUACUGUUAAAGAAAUACUACCGAUAAUGAUGGGCUUGAUUAUUAAGAAUCUCGCAAGUCCAAGUUUUGAGAGACGUCAAGUAGCUGCACGCACUCUUGGAGAACUUGUUCGUAAGCUUGGUGAAAGCGUUAUGUCAGAAAUUAUACCUAUUCUAGAGGAAGGCUUAGAGUCUCCUGAAUCAGAUAAAAGACAAGGUGUUUGUAUUGGCUUAAGCGAAAUAAUGAGUACAGCUGGAAAAGUACAAGUUAUUGAUUAUGUAGAUUCAAUUAUCCCGGCUGUUCGAAAGGCAUUGGUUGAUGAAUCUGGUGAAGUACGUGAGGCAGCAGCUCAAGCCUUUGAUACACUUCAGCAACAUGUUGGUGAUAAAGCAAUCGAUGAAAUAUUACCUACUCUUCUUAAUUCCCUUCAAUCUGGAAAUGAUUCUACUUAUGCAUUAGAAGCUUUGAAAGAAAUAAUGACAGUUCGUGCUAAUGUAGUGUUUCCAGUUCUCAUACCUAAUCUCAUCACCGUACCUAUUACUGCUUUUAAUGCUCGAGCUCUUGCAUCCUUGGUAACUGUUGCUGGUGCUGCUCUUAAUAAAAGACUCUCGAACAUUUUGACUGCUUUAAUGGAAUCUUUGAGCAUGGAAACUGAUGAAGCUGUAAAUUUAGAGCUUCAAGAAACAGAACGUGCAUUGUUACUUUCUAUCGAUAGUAUCGAAGGUCUUCAAAACUUGAUGAUAAUACUUUUUGAGGCAGUUAAAAGUGAUGAACCUGCAAAACGAUCCGGUGCCUGUGAUAUUGUUGCAAUAUUUUGUAGUGAAACGAAGAUGGAUUUUUCAAGAUAUACAACAGAAUGGAUACGAGUUUUAGUAUCACUUUUAGAUGAUCAUCAAAUUGAGGUAGUCAAAUCGGCAUGGAAUGCUUUAAAUGCUGUGACCAAAUCUGUAAAGAAAGACGAUCUAGAACAGUUGGUUAUACCACUUCGUCGUUCAGUGAAAGGUGUCGGGGUUCCUGGAGUUGACUUACCAGGAUUUUGUUUACCAAAAGGAAUAAGUCCUAUCCUUCCAAUAUUUUCACACGGAUUGAUGUAUGGUACUGCAGAAAUUCGUGAACAAUCUGCUUUAGGAAUAGGUGAUCUUAUUCAACGAACGUCUUCUGAUGCUCUCAAACCAUUUGUGACACAAAUAACGGGUCCUCUUAUUCGUAUAAUCGGUGAUCGUUAUCCUCCUCAGGUGAAGGCAGCUAUAUUGCAGACUUUGAGUUUACUACUUGAAAAAGUUUCUGCCCUUCUUAAACCUUUUCUUCCACAACUUCAACGUACUUUUGUCAAAUCUUUGACCGAUCCAACGAGUGCCCUUGUUCGAUCACGUGCGGCGAAGGCUCUCAGUACUUUAAUUUCAUUACAAACUCGCGUGGAUCCUUUGAUACUAGAAUUGGUUACUGGAAUAAAAACGAGUGAACCUAAUGUGCGCGAAACUAUGUUGAGCGCUUUGGAAAGCGUAGUGAAUAAGGCAGGAGAUAGUAUGAGCGAGGCUUCAAGGAAGGGUGUUCUUGGAAUUAUUGCAAAUGGGUUAACUGAUUCCUCCGAAGGAAUGGUGGUUGGUGCCGCACGUCUUCUUGGAAGUCUGUGCAAGCAUAUUCCGCCUCAAGAAGCUAUGCCUCUCAUCACAACUUACAUCCUAUCAGGAGAACCGACGCAAAGUUCGCUUUUGACCAUAAACGCAAUUCUAGUAGAAGCUCCACGAAUCUUUUUUGACUUAGGAAUUCAUAAAGAAAUAGUUAAUAUUGUAUCUAUGGGUAGCAAGAGUAAUCAACCAUCGAUUGCAGAUAAUGCAAUUAUUGCAGCUGGUAAAAUUUUACUUACAGAACUUUAUCAUGAACAAAAUACAAUAAGACACCUUGUGGAAGCAUUGGUUAAUGAUGUUCGUGAACCUGCUACUUUGGUUGGAGAGACAAAACGAUUAGCUUUGGGUGUCUUUCGAGUAAUUGGAAGAAAAUGUCCACAGAUUUUGGAACCUCAUCUUUCCGAGAUCAUUCCUCAAAUUAUGCUUCUGGAUGGCGAAAAUGUGAUGCAGAACUAUUUAUCAACAACUGAUUCUCAAACAGCCAAAACUUUUAUUGAUUUUCAUAAACGCGUUUUAUCCAAACUUGUUUCACAAGAACAACAGAAAAUUGAACAACUGCAGGCAGGAUUAGUGUUUGUACAGUUUGCGAUAUGA
Molecule: messenger RNA, 7950 nt
Organism: Dentiscutata erythropus
Lineage: Eukaryota; Fungi; Glomeromycota; Glomeromycetes; Diversisporales; Gigasporaceae
Source: the annotation of a GenBank genome assembly